GUAUCCAAUGGAUGUUGCGUAGUUACCGCCAUUGCCUUGACGCUGGUCUCGGAGCAGCGAGUCCCUGACUGCGGCUACCACAUUUCAGCAAUAUGGAGGGCGUUUUAUACCUUCUCGUUGGUUCAUUUUAGGAGCGGAGGGAAGAUGGCAGAGAGGUUGGAGUGGGUGGAGAUCAUUGAACCCCGCACCAGGGAGCGUAUGUAUGCCAACCUACUGACAGGCGAGUGUGUGUGGGACCCCCCGCAGGGAGUUUGCAUCAAGCGGACUGGUGAAAAUCAGUGGUGGGAACUGUUUGACCCCAACACUUCUCGCUUCUACUACUACAAUGCCUCCACCCAGCGAACAGUGUGGCACAGGCCUCAAGGAUGUGACAUCAUCCCGUUAGCCAAGCUUCAGACCCUGAAGCAGCACACAGAUGCCAUUAAUCCCCGCUCUACUGCUGGAGGGGAAGGGAGAGGAUCUGCAGACAACAGCCCAGGACGUAACAGCGGGGUCAGCCGAGAAGGAAGCACUUCCUCCUCCCUGGACCAGGAGCUUUGUGAAAAGCAGAGCAGCAAAGAUGAAGUAGAGAGGACUUCUUCUUUCCGCUGGAAUACUGGUACAAAGGAGCGGAUGCUCAUCAAGGUGACAGACAGGGAGCCCAGCUUUUUGGCUCAUCAAGGAAAUGGCUACUCACUCUGUGAAUCCCCAACGCCUGGAGGAGCCAACACCUUGCGAAACCGCCAUUCAUCUGGAGGAAACCCCCCCUCAGAACCAAAUGGCUCACCGGUUCUCUACUCUGACCGUCGUCAGUCUCCAUAUCUGAAGCGAGCCGAGUUAGGCAGCAGUGGAACCCACCGCCGCCCCUCCGCUGAGUCCCAGCCUCCAUCACCCCGUUACGCCUUUGAGCCCCCCCUGUAUGAGGAACCUCCAUCUGAUUUUAAGCCACCACCCAUCUAUGAAGAGCCACCUAUUGACAUGAACCUUUCAGACUCAUCUUCCCUUUAUGGUACAAACAAAUCACCAUCCCGGAAGUCUCCAGCUCCCUUCUACCACUCCCCCAAGCAGAACCAGUCAUCCUAUGGUCAACUGGUUCUGACGAGGCAAAAAUGUCCAGAAAAAGCUCAGAGCCUGGAGUACAGUCCUGUAGGAAAGGAAUAUGUCAAGCAGCUGGUGUACGUGGAACAGUCAUCUUCCAGUCCACGCUUCAAGACUACUGACCGUCUACAGCGUUAUGGUACUAAUGGAGGCUUUGGUGGAUCUUUUGGAGGGUCCUAUACUCUGCAGCAUAGCCAGUCUCUGAUUAGAGAUCCCCGCCAACUUUUGGACUACCGUGGAGAGGGAGGAGAAGGAUCUCAAAGGUUUAUCUUUGAAGACUCCAUUUCCUGGACAUCUAGUCAGACUCACUCUCUGUCCUCCUCCUCUACAGCUGGGCCAGGUGGUUUCUCCCCCAGUGGCAAUCGUAAACGGAAGAGCCGCAAGCCAUCCCUUCCUCAGGAGCUGGGAUGCUGCGGAAAAGAGGAGCUCCCUGGCACAGGAUCAGAGGUCAUGCUGGCCCAGGCCAGGCUGGCAUGGGAAGCCCAGCAGGUCAUGAAACAGAGGAGCAGUUGGGACUCUGGUCAGGGAGGAGGAGUAACCCAAUGCAGCAGCUCCAAAGAUGGCUAUGAAAGCGAUGGGGCAGUGCCUCUCCCACUGCCAGGACCUGUGGUAAGGGCAUUCAGUGAGGAUGAGGCACUAGCCCAGGGCGAUGGCCAUCACUGGAAACGCAGUACCUUUGACCGUUUGGGGUUCCCUCAGGCACUGCUGGAGAAGAGCCUCUCUGUCCAGACCAAUCUGGCUUCCCCUGAGCCUUACCUGCACCCUUCCCAGUCGGAGGACCUUGGUGCCUGUGCCCAGUUUGAAGCCAGUCGAAAUGCCAGGAAUAUGAUGCCAAGUGCAAGCUGUGGCAUAUUCUCAGAAUUUAGCUUGAGAAAGCCCUCCUCAGAGACUGACAUUGAAAACUGGGCAUCCAAGCAUUUCAACAAACAUACACAGGGUUUAUUUCGGAGAAAAGUUUCCAUUGCCAACAUGCUAGCUUGGAGCAGUGAGCCCAUCAAGAAGCCAAUGAUAGUGACUACAGACCGAGGCGUAAAGAAGGAGGCUGUGGACAUCUUUAAGCUCAUACAGACUUUUAUGGGAGACCGUCGCUCCAAAGCGGACCCUCUUUCACUGGCUCUGGAGGUGGUGGUGCGGGGGUGGAGUAACCAGGGUCUCCGUGACGAGCUCUACAUCCAGCUGUGCCGUCAAACUACAGAGAAUUUCCGGUAUGAUAGCCUGGAGCGUGGUUGGGAGCUGAUGGCCAUCUGCCUCGCCUUCUUUCCUCCCACUCCCCGUUUCCACACCUACCUGGAGGGAUACAUCUACAGACACAUGGACCCACUGAAUGACACCAAAGGAGUUGCUAUUAGCAGCUACGCCAAAUACUGCUACAGGAAACUAAUGAAAGCUGCUUUGACUGGAGCCAAAAAGGGGCUCCAGAAGCCCUCUCUCGAGGAAAUCCAGCACGCCAGGAAUGCCAUAUUUAGUCCAUCCAUGUUUGGCUCUUCAUUAGAGGAAGUAAUGGUGCUUCAGAAGGAGCGAUAUCCAGACCGCCAGCUGCCUUGGGUCCAGACCCGUCUCUCUGAAGAGGUUCUGGGUCUCAAUGGCGACCAAACAGAGGGCAUUUUCAGGGUUCCAGGGGACAUAGACGAAGUUAAUGCUCUAAAGCUGCAAGUUGAUCAAUGGAAAAUUCCCACCGGACUGGAAGAUCCACACAUCCCAGCUUCUCUGUUGAAACUCUGGUACCGGGAACUGGAAGAGCCACUGAUCCCUCACGAGUUCUACGAGAAGUGUAUCAGUAGCUAUGAUAACCCAGAGGCUGCUGUCAAUGUGGUUUUGGGCCUGCCUCACAUCAACAAGCUGGUACUCUGCUACCUCAUUCGCUUCCUGCAGGUUUUUGCCCAACCUGCCAACGUAGCCAUUACCAAGAUGGAUGUGAACAACUUGGCCAUGGUCAUGGCUCCUAACUGUCUACGUUGCCAGUCAGAUGAUCCCAGGGUGAUCUUUGAGAACACCCGUAAGGAGAUGUCCUUCAUUCGGGUGCUCAUCCAACGACUAGACACCAGCUUCAUGGAUGGGAUCUUAUAGCGCCCCCUACAGCUGUUCAGUGACCGACAGCCUCUCCUGUGCUCCCUUUAACCAGCUCCCUGCACACUCCCACAGCACAUAGACACCAUACAUUCAAAUUAUUGCUGCUGGUGAAUUCUUGGCAAGUUCAUUUUUACUUUUGACGACAAAAACUGCCUUGAUUUGAGUUUGGCUGCUUUACAUUUUGAGUUGUAUCAGCUGUUUCUGUAAUAUUGCAUAUAAACCACCAAUGUUUGGUUGGGUUUGCAGAACCUAACAGUACUGUGUGUGCCUUCACAUCCAUUAUUACACUAUAGACAUUCAGCUUGAAGAUUUUUGCAGGGAUCUCAUAAUUAUAUGAAUUUCUCUUUCAGAUCUGCAGACCUCUGGUUAAUUGUAAGUUUUGUAUGAAGUUCUUUUCACUUUCUGUUUGCCUGGCUUAAAGAGACAUUCACCGUCAAUUGGACACUUCCAUACAAGUCUUACAAGUCUGCAGUAAUGCCAUCUGAUGUAGAGGCGUGUUCUUCAGUAAAAUUAGUGCACGUUUAUCAGACAUUCCACUAAUGUCUCACACUUCACUGGAGAAAUGGCUUUAUCAACAUAGUUUGGCUCUAUCUUUUAGUCAUUGUUAUAGACUCCCACUAAACUUAUUAGGAGCUAAGAACUGUAAUGGAAUACAUUUGGUCAUUUGUUAUCCAUUUGUGAUCUUGCCUGAAGAUUAACAGAAAAUCAGGAAAACCACGGUGUCAUGCCUGUAGACACAGGAACAUCCUGCUGAAGAAGAUGGAGCCCCAUCUUGAUUACAGUGCAGUGAAGUUUACUUCUCUGAGUUUGAAGAAUUUUCAUAAUGAUCCGAGGUUUAUGAAGACAGGCUGUCCUCACCCUGAAGUUUUUCUGUUUAGGGGCAGCUUAAACACUUGAGUUCAAUUCCUUUAAAUCACAUGAAGUGAUUCAAAAGCUUGAUUCCAGCAGGUAUUGAUGCUCUACACUCACCAGCCACUUUAUUAGGUACACCUGUCCAACUGCUCAUUAAAGCAAUUGUUGCAUCAACCAAUCACACGGCAGCAACUCAAUGCAUUUAGGCAUGUAGACAUGGCCGAGACAAUCUGCUGUUGGUCAUGUCAACAGCAGAGCGUUAUGUCACUUGGCAUGGUUGUUGGUGCCAGACGGGCUGGUCUGAGUAUUUCAGAAACUGCUGAUCACAACCAUUUCUAGGGUUUAUAGAGAAUAGGCCGAAAAAGGAGAAAAUAUCCAGUAAGCAGCAGUUCUGUGGACCAAAUGCCUUGUUGAUGCCAGAGGUCAGAGGAGAAUGGCCAGACUAAUUUGAGCUGAUAGAAAGCCAAAAGUAACUCAAAUAACCACAAAUGAGGUAUGCAGAAGAACAUCUCUGAACGCACAUCAUGCCAAACCUUGAGGCGGAUGGGCUACAGCAGCAGAAAACCAUACCAGGUGCCACUCCUGCCAGCUAAGAACGGGAAACCGAGGCUACAAUUCACAGAGGUUCACCAAAAUUGUACAAUAGAAUAUGUGUUGUGGUUUGAUGAGUUUCGAUUUCUGCUGCGACAUUUGGAUGGUAAAGUCAGAAUUUGGAGUCAAUGAGAUGAAAGCAUGGAUCCAUCCUUGCUUAUAUCAACGGUUCACGCUGAUGGUGGUGGUGCAAUGGUGUGGGGAUAUUUUCCUGGCACAUUUUGGGCCUAUUAGUACCAAUUGAGCAUCGUGUCAAUGCCACAACCUACUUGAGUAUUGUUGCUAUCUCCAUCCCUUUAUGACCACAGUGUGCCCAACUUCUGAUGGCUGCUUCCAGCAGGAUAACGCGCCAUGUCAUAAACCAUGAAUCGUCUCAGACUGGUUUCUUGAACACGACAAUGAGUUCACUGAACUCAAAUGGCCUCAACAGUCACCUGAUCUCAAUCCAAUAGAGGACCUUUGGGAUGUGAUGGAAUGUGAGAUUCACAUUCUGGAUGUGAAGCUGACAAAAUCUGCAGCAACUACAGGAUGCUAUCAUGUCAAUAUGGACCAGACUCUGUGAGGAAUGUUUCCAGUACCUUGUAGAAUCUGUGCCGCAAAGGAUUAAGGCAGUUCUGGAGGCAAAAGGGGGGUUCCAACCAGCAAAGUGUACCUAAUAAAAUGGCCGGUGAGUAUAUAAUAACGUCUUUGAUCUGUAACAUUUGCACAGUAUCAGAUUUGCCAUAAGUUUAAUUUCCACAAGGUUUUUUAAAUAUUUGAAUUGCUCCUCUCCCCAGACCAAGCUGCUGGUUGUGAUUGAUUAAUUGAUUAAUCAACUGAUUAAUUGGCCAUGUGAUCAAACCAGCAGGACCAAGCAAAGAGCUCUGAUCUGCCUAUAGCUGAGCAGCUUCUAGUUUUGUCCUCCUGAUUCAGUUAAUCUUUGUUGUUACUAAGCAAACCAGUAAAUAAUGUCCUCAAAUUGAACAGUUAUCAUCAGUGAGACCUGCUGACAGAUGCAAAAGCAGCAUUGUUGGUUCCCUAAGUUUUUCUGCACGUUUGAAUGGACUGUCUGUGGUUUUCUCCCAAACUGCUCACUGAAAUCUUUCACUUCAUCUGUGUGGUGCUGAUCAAGUGCUAAUGGCUUUCACUUUGACUCCAUAACACAUGAUUCCAGGAUGCAAGUUGUUCCCACAGCCUUGUGCUCUACAGUUUUGGUUUCUCAGAAUGAAAUCUUCACAUUUGUUGACUCUGCCAAAAUGGAUUUUCACCAUGGAUCAGCUCCCCAGAAGCUGAGCUCCAGAUCCAUGGAGGAUCAAUGAUAUCACUGCCAGUGUUCCCCUCCUCGAAUACUAUUAGCUACUUUGGGAUUUCACAGCUGCUUUAGCAGGAACUGAGACACGAGAGCCCAAAGAGAAUCCGUCGAACAUUUCCCUCAGCCCAGACAGGCCUUUCAGCUCACUAGUGUUUAAUCGGUGUGUGCAUGUGUUCAUUUGUCAUCCAUUCAGUCUUUGAGUAAACAAUGGUGUAUUUGUUUGAAAUAUUUUCUAUGUUUAACAGUUUGUUUUUAACCGAUUCUUUGAUAAAUAAUUUAUUUAUAUUUAUUUCAGAUUUUUCUAAUGCCUUUGACAUGCUGUAUUGUACUUAAGUGUGUAUGUUGGGCAUUGUGUGUGUGUGUGUGUGUAAUUCUCAACAUGCAGGGUGCAUACACAUUGAUGUUGUUGGUCGACUGUGAGCAAACAGUCGACUGAUCAUUGUCAUCAUUAAGCUGAUGACUUAAUGAUCAGGCAUAUGAUCAAACAGUCAAGCUAUUUAUCCCUUCAAACAUUAAUUUAAAGUGAGUCUCUGAAGACAAAAAACUGUGCAUUUUACUAGCCUAACUAGUUUCUCCUAUAAAAAUCCACUUGUCUGUAAUAAUCUUCCUUAUAUCAAGUUAACACUAGACUUGAUGUAAAAAAAAUUAAAACUGGUUACAUGCCAUUUAACAAUUGUCAUUGCAUAAAUUACUGCACUAACUUUCUUAUUGAAGGGGAGAAUUUUAACAGCUACCGGAAAUGAAAGGCCAGAUGUGCGCAGCCAUAUUCACCCCUUAAAAUUAUUACUUCUGUUACCAAGUCUGUGUUUUGCACACAGCUUAUCAUCCAGAUACAGACUUUAUAUGUGAAUCUAUAGUGUGUAGGCUGUGACAAUGGGUAGACACAGAGAUACUAUCUUUGCUAAAUGCAAAUGUCAGUUUUUAAAUUGACUGAGGACUGGAAGACCCAGUCUAAAUUCCUGCCAUGUCAGCAGUCCAGUAGUAUGUACAUAUCCACACUAAACAGUUUUGGGUUUGGGGUUAGGGUAGGGUAUUUCAGAUGCUCUCUAUAAUUUCAAUGACACCAACAUGACCAAAGGUGUGACUGUAGUGCUGAUUGACUUCUUCAAACAAGACAGUCAGCUUGAUUUAUGUUUGGCCCAUCAAGCUCCAAUGUCAUUUUUGAUAUUGCUAAACAAUUCUGGGAUAUUUUGGUUGGUUUGGUAAGCCUGUGUUUGGUCUGUGGGAGCUGUUUUGAUGUGGCAGUGUGAAUGUUUGGUGUUUUUAAUGCAACAGAUUGGCUGGUUGUAAGGCAAGCAACCGAUGAACAUGCUAAACAACCAAUUAGCAUGUUCAUAGGGUCACCCUUGUCCUAAGCUGAAGUUUAUUACAAUGUGACAGAGAAAUCAAGGUAAAAUUGAAGCAAUCUUUAAUGCUAGUUUUAAAGUCAAUAAACAAAACAGCAGUCUUCUUAAUCCUAUUUUGGAUCCUUUUUUUCCUACUUUGUUUGUACUUAUGAUGAAU
Molecule: messenger RNA, 7384 nt
Organism: Poeciliopsis prolifica (blackstripe livebearer)
Lineage: Eukaryota; Metazoa; Chordata; Actinopteri; Cyprinodontiformes; Poeciliidae
Gene: arhgap39
Product: Rho GTPase activating protein 39
Exons: 11
Coding region: 145-3144 (999 amino acids)
Biological process (GO): signal transduction
Cellular component (GO): cytoplasm; cytoskeleton
Molecular function (GO): protein binding; GTPase activator activity
Source: RefSeq, a predicted model, not a curated record